Molecule: messenger RNA, 222 nt
Organism: Meloidogyne enterolobii
Lineage: Eukaryota; Metazoa; Nematoda; Chromadorea; Rhabditida; Meloidogynidae
Source: the annotation of a GenBank genome assembly
CAAUUUUUUUUAUUCUAGGCAAAGAACAUUAUUUAUUCAAAGAACAACAAUUAAUUGUCCAUGCUCAACAAUUUAUUCAAAACAUUUUCAAUCGCCUCAACCUAUUCCAAUCUUCUAAACAACUCUACAAUUUUCAACCAGUACUUCAAAACUCCACGUCAGGCUCCCAUAAAAUCAUCCCCCAACUUCAAAUUCAACAAGGAACGAGCUCGGCCAUUUUAA